GUUAAAGUGUAGAUUGACGUUUUAAAGUAUGUUUUUUAACAAAAAAUAGUGUUAUUUGUAUAUUUACCAAAGCAGUAAAAAUCAAUUUGACUUUAUGAUUUAGUUUAAAUGAAAAUAAUGUGGUAAAUAAUAGUCGUAAUAUAAGAAAGUGAUGACAAGCCAAAAUACACAGUAUUUGCAGAGGUACCAACCUUAUAAUCAAAACCAAUACCGUCAAACCGAUGGGCAAUGGGAUUCGAGUGCGACGGCCCCCCAAAAUCCGCCGACGGUACCCGCUAGGGGCAUAAAAAGAUUCACGACCAAUGAAGUAACCCGUCCAUACGAAGAGUCUCACUGGAUGGCUCCUCCAGAUCUGCCACAUCAAAUGGAUAACAACAUCCAGCAUGACUGUAACAUGCGACUGAGGUCGCAGAACAACAUGAACGUAACUACGACCGCAACAACAACAACAACAACCGGAGACUGCAGUAAUUUUAGGAACAAUCAAAUCGGCAAUAACGAUCACGACGUCAACGUGAACUGUGUACAAAGCCCGCUGAAAACGGGCUCAAAAGCCACACCAUGGUUUCACGGCAAAAUAAGUCGAGACGAUGCCGAAUACCUCCUUGUCCAAUCAAAAAAGACGGACGGCCUCUUCCUGAUCAGGGAGUCGACCAACUUCCCUGGCGAUUAUACGCUGUGCGUUUGUUUCCAAGAAAAAGUCGAACACUAUAGGGUGAAAAGACAGCAGGGCAAGAUCACCAUAGACGAUGAGGAGUUUUUUUCGAAUUUACAGGAGCUGAUAGAACAUUAUAAAAAGGACGCGGACGGAUUAUGUACCAAGCUUGUUAAACCCUUAAUCAACGACUUGUGUAUAAUACCUGAGCACGAGUUGCAAAUAAAGGAACCCAUUGGCAAAGGUGAAUUUUGCGAGGUGAAGCUGGGCUACUGGAAGAAGAACAAGGUAGCCGUCAAAGUAUUAAACGAUUCUAGUGAAGCCGAGGCCAUUCUUAUGAAGUCAUUACACCAUGAGAACCUAGUGAACCUUUUAGGAAUAGUCAGAAGAAAGGACCAGAUCUACCUGAUAACAGAGUUCAUGAGCAAGGGCAGUUUGGUGGACUAUCUCAGGUCCAGGGGCAGACAGCACGUGACCAAAAAGGACCAAAUUAAUUUUGCGUUCGACACCAGCUCCGGCAUGGAGUAUUUGGAGAAGAUGCACGUGGUGCACAGGGAUUUGGCCGCCAGGAACGUGUUGAUAGCCGAGAACGGGAGGGCCAAGGUGUCCGAUUUCGGGCUGGCCAGGCGGGACAACACCGCCGCCUCGGAGUCGGCCAAGCUGCCGAUUAAGUGGACCGCGCCCGAGGCCCUUAAACAAAAUAAAUUUUCCAACAAAUCGGAUAUGUGGAGUUUUGGAAUACUUCUUUGGGAGAUUUACUCGUUUGGAAGAGUUCCGUAUCCUCGAAUACCUCUGGCAGACGUAGUGAAACAUGUUGAGAAAGGCUACAAAAUGGAAUCACCUGAAGGAUGCCCAUCUGAAGUUUACGACAUUAUGCGUCAGGCGUGGGAUUUGGACCCCGAGAAAAGACCUUAUUUCCGUGAUGUAAAGAAUAAACUCCAUCAGCUUAUGACUAAACAUAUUGAGACCUAGUUAUGUAAAUGUACAUACUACUAUGUAUAAUAUAAUAAUAUGAAUAGAUGGAAUACGCAUGUACAAUGUACAACGUGAUAUUCAUUAAACUUCAUGUAAUUCAUCUGACAAAUGUUCUCUAAUCACCCCAUAUUAUUAGUAAAUACGUUUUUUGACAUUUUUUUCCGCAUUACUAAAUUAUGUGGUAACCUUCCAAAUUAGGUCGAGAUUGUGGCGUGGUUAUUGAUAUUAUUUUCUAAUAUCCCUACCGUACUUUUGUAAAAAAUUUUAUUUAUUAUUUUUUUAUUUAUUGUACUUAAAAUGCGUCAGAUAUUUCACAACGUGGAAAACAUGAUUUUAUUUUAAAAUUCCUCCUAAAUGGAAAGUGUAUUAUUAUAUAGUUUUGUUGUAAUAUUAUAUUGUAUAUUUUUAUUUUAUUCUUUGCUAGAAUUUGGAAAUAAAUUCUUUUCUUGUG
Molecule: messenger RNA, 2081 nt
Organism: Aethina tumida (small hive beetle)
Lineage: Eukaryota; Metazoa; Arthropoda; Insecta; Coleoptera; Nitidulidae
Product: tyrosine-protein kinase CSK-like
Exons: 10
Coding region: 152-1627 (491 amino acids)
Biological process (GO): protein phosphorylation
Molecular function (GO): protein tyrosine kinase activity; ATP binding
Source: RefSeq, a predicted model, not a curated record